Molecule: messenger RNA, 1122 nt
Organism: Acanthosepion pharaonis
Lineage: Eukaryota; Metazoa; Mollusca; Cephalopoda; Sepiida; Sepiidae
Source: the annotation of a GenBank genome assembly
AUGUAUGUAUCUAUUUACCACAAUCUCUUCAUAUCUAUCUAUCUAUCUAUCUAUCUAUCUAUCUAUCUAUCUAUCUAUCUAUCUAAGUCUGUUAAUAUCUAUCAUAUUAUCUAUCCCAGUCUGCUAAUAUCUAUCUAUCUAUCUAUCUAUCUAUCUAUCUAUCUAUCUAUCUAUCUAUCUAUCUAUCUAUCUAUCACAUUCUCUUCAUAUCUUGUAUGUAUGUAUGUUUGUAUGUAUGUAAGUAUGCAUGUAUCUAUUUACCACAAUCUUUUCUAUCUAUCUAUCUAUCUAUCUAUCUAUCUAUCUCUUCAUAUUUCUCUAUCACAUUCUCUUCAUAAUGUAUGGAUGUAUGUAUAUUUGUACGUAUGUAUGUAUUUACCACAAUCUCUUCAUAUCUAUCUAUCUAUCUAUCUAUCUAUCUAUCUAUCUAUCUAUCUAUCUAUCUAUCUAUCUCAUUCUGUUCAUAUCUAUCUAUCUAUCUAUCUAUCUAUCUAUCUAUCUAUCUAUCUAUCUAUCUCAUUCUGUUCAUAUCUAUCUAUCUAUCUAUCUAUCAGUAUUUUUGUAAGUAUCUAUCUAUUUAUCUAUCUCUUGACCUCCUCCACAACUUGUCCUACUCCACUCCUUGUCAUCCUCCACCUCUUGAUCUUCUCCAACCCUUCUCCUUCUCCAUCUCUUAUUCUCCUCCGCCAUUUGUCCUCCUCCACUCCUUGUCCUUCGCCACAACUUACCCCUCCACCUAUUGACUACUUCACCCCUUGUCCUUCUCCACCCCUUGUCCUUCUCCACCCCUUGUUCGCCGCCACCCCUUGUCUUUUUCUACCCCUUAUCCUCCUCCAUCCCUUGCCUCCACCCCUUGUUCUCCUUUAUCUCUUGAUCUCCUCCACCGCUUUUUCUCCUCACUCCUUGUACUCCUCCACAAUUUGUGACCUCUACACUUUGUUCCUCCACCUCUUGAUCUUCACCCCUUGUUCUCCUCCAACUCUUGACUUUCUCCACGCCUUAAUUUCCUCCACCCCUUGUUCUUCUCCACCCCAUGUCCCUCUCCACCACUUAUCAGACUCCACCCCUUAUCCUCCUUCACCUCUUGAUUUUCUUCAACCCUUGUCCUUCUCCACCCCUUGA